This is a messenger RNA of Odobenus rosmarus divergens (Pacific walrus), 873 nucleotides long. RefSeq names its product coiled-coil domain containing 137 (gene CCDC137). NCBI's taxonomy places the organism in Eukaryota, Metazoa, Chordata, Mammalia, Carnivora, Odobenidae. The record is from RefSeq and is a predicted model, not a curated record. The transcript has 6 exons. The coding region runs from base 1 to 873 and encodes 290 amino acids.
AUGGCUGGCCCCCGGCCCCGAGGUGCUCUGCCCGUGGGGCCGGCGGGGCCUGGGGGUCCUGGGCGGCCGCAGGGGCGGCAGCAGCAGCUGCGGGGGAAGCAGCCCUCAGCGCCAUGGCCCGGACCGCGCAGCAAAGAAAAAAAGAAAGUGAAUUGCAAGCCUAAGAACCAGGAUGAGCAGGAAAUCCCCUUCCGGCUCCGAGAGAUUAUGAGGAGCCGCCAGGAGAUGAAAAAUCCCAUCAGUAACAAAAAGAGGAAGAAACAAGCCCAGGCAGCCUUCAGAAAGACACUGGAGAAGGAAGCAAAAGGAGCCGAGCCAGACAUCGCUGUCCCCAAGUUCCAGCAGAGGAAGUGGGAGUCUGACGGGGCCUACAUCCAGCGAAUGGAGGAGGAGGCCCAGCACGUGCUCUUCCUCAGCAAGAACCAGGUGGCCCGGCAGCCCGAGGUGCAGGAAGCUCCCAAAAAGGAGAAGUCAGAGCAGAAGAAAGCCUUCCAGAAACGGCGGCUGGAUAGACUCCGGCGGCGGAGGGAGGAGAAGGCCGCAGAAAGGCUGGAGCAGGAGCUGCUCCGAGACACAGUGCAGUUCGGCGAGGUUGCCUUGCAGCCCCCAGAGCUGACCGCCCAGCCCAGGACGAGCAGAAGUUGGGGCCAGCCUGGGAAGAAACCGCUGAUGCUGAGGAUGCUUUUGAGCCCGGGUGGCAUGUCCCAGCCUCUGACCACGUCACUGGCCCGACAGCGGAUUACUGGGGAGGAGAGAGAGCGGGCUGUGCAGGCCUACAGGGCACUAAAGAAGCGGCAGCGGGGGGCUCAGUCACUGCAGCCGUCCUGUUCCCCCCACCUGGCUUCCGGGAGGAAGGCAGAGACACAUCUGUGA